Messenger RNA from Sander lucioperca (pikeperch), 2948 nucleotides. RefSeq lists its product as uncharacterized. The transcript has 8 exons. The coding region runs from base 490 to 1401 and encodes 303 amino acids. Lineage: Eukaryota; Metazoa; Chordata; Actinopteri; Perciformes; Percidae. The record is from RefSeq and is a predicted model, not a curated record.
AGGGAUAUGUAGACCAAAAAAUGGCGUGUGCAUUUCUCCGUGGAUUGAGCGUUUUGAUACUGUAACAGUAUUAUAGCACCUCGAUCUGCUUUAUAAUUAUAAAAGACAUGGAAAUGUCACUUUUUACAACAUGGGACCUUUACAUGUAAAUUAUAUUUUGCUGCUUUGCAACAGACAAACAAACAAAAAUUUUUGCUGUCAGAUUUUGAGUGGUAGGCCUAUUGCAGAUUUAAUAAACUCUGAAUGGUAGUCAUCCAACAUGGCCGCUAGGGGCGUCACAUCCCCAUAACCAAACCAACUUCAUGCUGCGACAGUGAACAUCAAAAAGACAACACCCGAGGAGAACAAAACCUCGGCUCGGUCUGUCUGUGUAGCACCAUAGCAGCUGACCAGGAAAAUAAUUCAGCACAAUGUAAGGUUUUAGUAUUUGCGUAUAGCACGCCAUUAUCGCAUGUGAAGGAGACGACGUCGUUUGCAAUUUGGUACAAGAUGAGCAGCGGCAGUAAACGAGAGAGGGAGCAGAGGAGGAAACUGCAGCGAUUUCUAAGUGACCUGGCCUUACUUGGAUCAUUACAGGGCUUUAAAUACUUCCAGCCUUGGCUAAGAGGGAAAGAGGAAUUGCUGUUGACAGUCGUUAAUGAGGAUCUGGGUUGGCGUUCCCCAGGGUUUGUGGUCUCCAGAGCCUCCUCCCACUCCUCCACCAGCAGCUGUAACAGCAGCGACGUCUCCCCCAGCAGUAGCUCCCCCAGCCUGGACAGCCGGAGCAGCUCUCCCCUGCCUGGGGAGCCUCCAGGCUCACAAGACCCUCCGUUGCACACACACACCAAGACACAGCCACAGACUGUCAGGGACCCCAGCAGUGAGGAGCAUCUCCUCCCAGCCUCUCCCAGUGAAAGAGAGAUAGCCGUGCCUGAGGUGAAUUGCACUCUGUUUUUACUGGCCGGCUACGUCAAGUACGGACGCCCCUACGCCUGGAUACGCUCUAAUCACGAGCGCCUGGUCAACAUCGGAGGAACCGAUUCGAUGGUUAAGGACACGCCCAUGAAACUCAAGUCCAUCGCAGACUGGCAGACGGGAGGGAUCCGCGUGUGGGACGUCAUCAGUGAGCUGGUGUGUCUGUGCACCGUUCCGUCUCCCUCCAACCCCUUCGCCCUGGACAUGCGUUACAUCAAAAGUCUUCCCCUCCCUGACCGCUUCCUCGUCACAGGCGCUCUCCUCAACUUCCUGGAGAUGUACGUGGUUUACAGAAACCGGGACGAGUUGAACUAUGACAAAGUGGUCGAGGAGGUAAAGCCUCUGAGGCGUCUUCACGUCCAGUCCCUGUUGGAGUUACAGCGACACAGGGAGAGCUCGGGGUUGGCCGGUAGUCCCACAGUGCAGGACUCUUCUGGAGAGGAGUGACUUUAAUUGUUCCUAUUUGAUUCACAUCCAGAUGAGACAUCGUACUUUUACUGACUUCUUGUAGAAAAAAGAAAAUAGGUUUAAAUGUGUGAAAUGUCAUAAGAAUGACUGUAUUUAGUCACUUUAUCUUGUUGCUUUUGUAUUGCAUACAGUACACAAUGUACAAAUCUAUUUCUUUUAAGGCUACACAGUCCAGUUGGAGAUGUAUCUGUAUAUUUACUACAGUUGAACAGUGGUCACAUGUAUGAGUUUUUGAAAAUGUGACAACACUGGAGAAAUAACCCUGGGAAAUUACUCACAUGACUGAGAGUAAACAUCCCAGGACCUCUCUGAAUGUUUUGCCCUGCCACCCCCAAACUCUUCAAUCCUGCUCUCCCACAAACACUCUUAACAGCUUCAGGCCAAAUAUAACAUUUUGACAAGUUGAGUGAAACAGAAUAAUUUGUCAGGGUCAAAGCUGCAGAAGUUAAAGCUGGUUAAAUAUGUGUCUUCUUGAAAAUUACAGCAGAAUGAAAAAGCGUGUAGACAAACAAGUGUUGUAUAAAAGGUUUUAAUAUUUCAUAAAAUACAUAAUUAAAUAUUUACAAUAAAAUAAAGCAGGCACUUUAAACCCCUUUUCUGAGAUCGGGGCUGCGCCGUUUGUAAUUACAAUACAUCACGAGUACAAAAUGUUAAAAUUAUCUGAUAAAAACCUUGUGGCACAUCAGUCAAAAACGUCUUUACUGUUUUAAAAAAAAAAAAAAAAAAAAAAGGGCAACAUUGCUAGCUUAGUUUUGGUCAGAAAACACAAAAUGAAAAUGAAGGUAGCCUCAGGGUGUACCACUAAUCCUCAAGUCUCUCAUUUGUAAACCAUAAGACAGAAAUCACCAUCAUGAGAGCACGUUAUGCAAUACUGCACAUAUCAAUGCCUAUAAUCGUCACUUUAACUUAGGUAGUUAAGGCACCUUUUCAUGGCUUUGGUAAUGUGAACAAGUCGAGGGCUUAGCAUUACAAGCACAUUGUAGCAUCUACUGAUGAGGCUCCUCCAAAUGCAAAGUCAUGGUUGGGCAUUUCACAACCCCCCCCCCCCCCCCCCCCCCCCCCUCCUAUUGGAAUGCAGGUGCAUGGCUGCGCAUUCCACACAAAGGCUUCACAUGGGAACACAGCGUUCCCAGUGUUCGGACACAAACAAACCCGCAAGUCAUGACUGAGUCUGUUUAUCCCACAUAAAUGCAAAUAAUUAAUCGCAGUGGACAGACAGGAUCUGUUUUUUGUUUUUGCAGGAUGAGGGGAGUUCUGCUAGGGUCUGUUUUUUACAUUUACAAUCCAGGUGCUGCUGCUACUGACCUCUUAAAAUGUAAGACAUUUGGAAUUAAACUGAUGUGUUCAGAUGUCAAAUUUGACAAAGUGCUCAGAAAUUACUAACUGCAUUUAUGUUCCUUACAGACUAAUCAUUUUUACUUUGUAUAACACUGCAUUUUCCCCUCUAUCUUAACAUCUAUGUAAUCUUGGCCAAAACUCUCACAACAUAGAUUAAAAGGGUGGUUUUGUCCAUUCAAUUAAAAAAA